Molecule: messenger RNA, 5820 nt
Organism: Amphiprion ocellaris (clown anemonefish)
Lineage: Eukaryota; Metazoa; Chordata; Actinopteri; Pomacentridae
Exons: 2
Coding region: 77-1564 (495 amino acids)
Source: RefSeq, a predicted model, not a curated record
UUUUUGUCCUGUUCUGCUUCGCCGCCAUUUUGGGAGUCAAGCAGCCGCAGACAAGGAGGAUCCACGCGGCUCCACCAUGGUCCACACCUGCGUGGUGUCCGGCUGCAGGAACAGGAGGACUCCGGGGACCAGCCUGUCCUUCUACCGCUUCCCCCGGGACCCUGACAGGAAGCAGCGCUGGAUCAAUGCCGUGAACCGGGAGGGCUGGAUCCCUAACGACGGCAGCCGGCUGUGUAGUACUCACUUCAUCUCAGGUAAACAGGUGAAGAACCCACGUUCUCCAGAUUAUGUUCCUUCUGUGUUCACCGCUGCUCCAUCGUCUCCAGAGAUGAAGGAACCGGGUGCCUUAGAGAUCCUGGACAAGCAGGAGGCUCGAGUGGAGGCUGCCAACGCCUUGUUGUUCCUGCAGGGUCAGGGAAGGUCUGCAGAGGAGCAGGAGGAGCUUCCUGAGGAGCAGGAGGUCACUGUGGAGGAAAGUGUUUCCUCCACAGUCAGCACUGAUGAAGAUGAAGAUGAUGAUGAAUCUGUGAGUGACAGUAAGAGAGAAAAGUUUGCUCAGACGUCUGAUCCUCCGGUGAACUUUGAGGACAUCCUGAAAGCCCUGAAGAAGGAGAACCAGGCGCUGAGGGAGUCUGUGGACAGGAUGUCUCUGUCUGAGAACUCUUUGAGGAAUGAUGCAGAGAAGGUGAAGUUCUACACCGGGUUACCAAACUACUUUGUGCUGGAGACGGUCAUGUGGCUGCUGGCUCCUCACAUGGACGUCGUGAAGAACGUGAAGCUCUCUAAGUUCCAGCAGCUGCUGCUGACGCUGAUGCGUCUCCGUCUGGACCUUCGGAACCAGGACCUGGCCUACCGCUUCGGUGUGAAGGUCGGCACGGUGACCAGGACGGUGCACCGGAUGGUCCACAUCAUGUCCUCCACUCUGGUGCCCACGGCCGUCUUCUGGCCCUCCAGAGCUGAGCUCCGGAAGAACCUCCCGGCGGCGCUGCGGUCGUCCCACCCCGACUGUGCCGUCAUCGUAGACUGCUUCACAGUGCCCUUCGAGGAGCCGGUCUCCCGGGGCAACCAGCAGCAGUGGGCGCUGCGGGGCCGCAGCCAGCUCAAGUACCUGAUCGGCGUGGCUCCGCAGGGCGUGGUCACCUUCGUCUCCAGAGGAGUGGUGGGGAACGUGAGCGAUAAGAGCCUGGCGGAGGGCUGCGGGCUGCUCUGCAAGCUGCUGCCUGGAGACGUGGUCCUGGCCGGCAGAGAUCUGGACAUCAGGGACUCGGUCGCUGCUCGAGGAGCUUCCUUCAGAACCACUUCCUGCAGAACUGCCGACCGACAGACGGAGAUGAUGGUCGGGUCUGACUUGCCGGCCAAUGUCUCCUCUGAGGCCAGCAUCCAGAGACAUGUGGAGAAGGUGAUCUCCAUGGUGAAGAAGCGCUACACCAUGCUGACCGGCCCGGUGGAGAGUCCCUUCACCUCGGCCUCAGAGCGGACCUCCAACCUCUGCACCUUUGACAAGAUCGUCCAGGUCGCCUGUGCCUUAAACAACCUGUGCAUCUCUGCUGCUCCACUGGAGUGAUUCCUCCUGAAGAUCUCUUUACUGCUCUCCAUGUUCUCCAUGGUCUUCAUGCUCUCCAUGUUCUCAAUGUUCUUCAUGUUCUUCAUGUUCUCCAUGUUCUCCUCUUCACUACUUUAUACUUGAUGUCAUGAAGUUAUGCAAUCCAGCUGGAGACGAAAGGAAAGAGUUUGAUUCUGUUGUAUUUAAUCUUUGAAUGAAGAGAACAUUAAUCUGAGGUGAAAAUGCUGGUGUUGUGUUUGUGGUUCUUCUAAACUUGGAGGUUUAAACUUAGUGAUGUUUACUUCCUGAAACCCUCAACUAGACCAAGGUGAACCUGAGAACGUGAUCCAGCUGCUGGUCCUAUUAACUCCAGGUCUUACUAAUCCCCAGAGAAGCUCAUUGAGAUGUUUGAAUAUUUUGUGAAAACUGAAAGAAUCUGGAUCAGACUGACUCCAGAAACAUCUCAAGCUGCUGAUCUUCUGAUUUUAGAACCAAAGUCUUUUCUGAUGAGUUAGAAACGAGGAUUGUUCUGAGUUUAUUAAUAUUUUCCUGUCAGCUGAUCGUCCGAACAUCUCCACUGUCAUGUGACUAACCACUGGUGCAGAGGGAGUUUCCUUCCUGAAGGGGGCGUGACCAACAGAUGAGCUGAAGAAUUAAACCCUUUCUGAGAAGACUUUAAUCUGUCAACAUGAGAUCUUUAGCUGUAGUUUUCACUGAUAUAACUUCUGUUUGGUGUAAACCAGGUUUGAUGACCACCUCAGAUGGAGCAGGUUGACUUUCAGGAACAACGUUCACUUUCUGCAUUCAUGGUUGGUGGUUUUAGAUUUAGAAUGAAUCCUGAAUGGAUCUUCUCCUUGAAGACAUCGUCUUCAGGGCUUCUCUCAGAAUAGAAGAACGUUCUGCAGAAACCAAACUGGACCUGAAGGUUCCAACUAAACAGUGAUGUCAGUGUUUAGCUUCACACUUUUCAAACUGUCCCAGCAUUCAGUGGAGAUGUUUGAACCUUCUGCCUGAACACUCAGAUGUUCUCUGCUGGUGAAGAAUGAAGAUGUGUUUUUGUUCCAUGAAUAAAUUAAUUUCCUUCACAUUGCUGCUGAAGUUUGGGUCCCAGUGGAUCUAAACGUUCUGUAAACAGAUUGUUUUUGUUCUGAUGUACAUUUGCUGUGUGGUGGAUUCAUUCUUAUGAAUCCUUGGAGCUUCAGUAGAAACCAUCUGGACUUCUCUUGAAGGUUCUUGAAACAUCUCACCUUCAUCCAAGAAGCAUGCUCAGUUCUAACUGACUAAUGGGGAGUUCCAGAGUUUAUAGUCCCUCCAGCUAACAUGGCUGAUGGUCCGUUCACAACCAGGACUCACUUGUUUGCAGGUGUAGAUGCUGAGAAACCAGGAGGUCCAACAGCAAUCAUGGUGGAGCUGCCAGUUUACACAACAAAGGAUGUGAAUCUGUCCAGUCAGGAGUGAUGCGGUGUAAGCGGUCUCAUCUUCAAGGAAAUGUGAAAACAUCUUCCUGAACCUUCAAGAGAAGUCCAGUUGGUUUCUACUGAAGCUCUUGUAGGUUCAUGAAGACGUUUCACCUCUCCUCCAAGAGGCUGGACUUCUCUGGUAGGUUCUUGAUGAUGUUUUGAAGAACUUACUAGAGAAGUCCAGUUGGUUUCUACUGAGGCUUUAUAGGUUUUUUGAAGACGUUUCACUUCUCCUCCAAGAGACUGGACUUCCCUGGUAGGUUCUUGAAGACGUUUCAUGUUCUUGAGGAGGUGAAGCAUCUUCAAGAACAUACAAGAGCUUCAGUAGAAACCAACUGGACUUCUCUGGCAGGUUCUUGAAAACGUUUUCACCACCACAUCUUGGAUGAGAGGUGAAAACGUCUUCAAGAACCUACUAGAGAAGCCCAGUUGGUUUCUACUGAAGCUCCUAUGAUCAGCAUGACAGGAUGUUGUUCUCCUGGUUCUGUUCAGUUUGUUCUGACAAUGUUCCUCUUAGAACCUUUUAUUAAAGUCCCUCUGAAGCUGCUUUCAGUAGUUUGUGGAAUGAAUCUUGAAAUCAUGGAUCAGGUUCUGAUGGACGUUGAUCUGCUUCUGCUCCAGUCGGUAGAACUUUGAGACGCUUGUUGUUACUUCAGAUCUUCACCUGGUUCAGUAACGAGCUCAUGAGUUUUAAGGUUCUGCAAACAUUAAAGUCUGAAUUCAUCUGAAGCUGCUCAGUUCAGUCUAAAUGGAACGUUCCUUCACCUGUUCUACCUUCACUGGUGGGUUUGUUCACGUUUAGUCCAGAGAUCUAUACCAGGAAAUAUUCACAUUAAACAAUCUGAAAACAGAAUUUAGACUCAGACUGACUGAUCAUGAAGCUGUUUUUUUUGCUCAGAAACAUUAAAAUGUGAUGAAGGUUUUUAAGCAAUGUUUCAGGUUUGAUUUGUUGCAGCUUUUAGAUGUUUAGAGGAUUAAAAGAUGUUCACAUCAAACUGAAUAAAUGUUGAUGAAUCUGAAACAAACUCAGUUUCUGCUUUAGUUUCUGCUAAAGUCAGUGGAUGGAUUUUAAAAAACAGCAGAAAGGAUUUAAAGGAGAGAUUUGAUCUCAGGUUCUAGUCUGUUUAUGUUGUUUAUUUAGGUUGUGUACUGUAGUUAUUGUGAAUAUCGGCUCUCUGAUUGGCUGUCUGCUCGGCUCUCUGAUUGGCUGCCUCUGGUAUUUAGGGCGGGGCUUUGUGUGAUUUCUGAUAUUUUUAGGCUCCGCCCGAAAUACCUGCGGUCAGAGAGGAGAGAACCAGAGCUCUCACUCUAUCGCUUUUUCCAGGCACCAAGUAGAGAGCAGCUGGUGGAGGACGGAUAUUAAUCACAGAUUAAUCAAUAAUCCUUUCAUUAUUAGUAAUUAAGGAGACAGACACCUGAUUCAUAUUUGCAGUUGAAAGGAAAUUCAUGGUUUAUACCUGAAAUGUGCAACCAAUCAGACAGUGGUGGUUGGCGCCAGAGAGCAGAGACGUUUUAAACUAAAGAAAAACUUUAUUAAUAAUCAGAAAAAUUAUGAUUAUUGGAUCAGGUAAACUAUUUAUAGACAAAACAUGGAUCAGAUGCUUCCUCGGUUUGUUCAGAUUAUUAUUAUUGUUAUUAAUAUUAUUCAGAACUCUUCUAUUAAAUCUUUGUCGGUUUUCAGUCAUUUUGAGUUUAAUGAUUUUAGAUGAAGUAAAAAUAAGAUUGAUUCUGAUCAAAUUAAAGGCUUAUAUUUAGAUAAACUGAAUUUAAAAUCUAUUUUCUGAUAUUUUCUGUUAGUUUUAAUUCCUGCUGUGUUUUGAGCUUUAAACGUUAAUCACAGUUUUCAUUCUGAUGUUUUUAAAGUCACGAUCAGAAUCACUUUAGUCCAAUAUUUUACUCUUUUACUUUUUUCUUUUACUUUUCUCAACAUCAACGGUGCGGCUGUGGAGAGGGUGAGCAGCACCAAGUUCCUGGGUGUGUACGUCUCAGAAAAUCUCUCCUGGACCAGAAACACAACAUCACUGGUCAGGAAGGCACAACAACGUCUCUACUUCCUGUGUAAGCUGAGAAGAGCCAGUGCCCCGCCCCCAUCAUGUCCACCUUCUAUAGAGGCACCAUAGAGAGCAUCCUGUCCAGCAGCAUCACAGCGUGGUACGACUCCUGCACCUCCUCCUGCUGCAGGACCCUCCAGCGCAUCGUCAAAGCAGCAGAAAGGAUUGUGGGUGUCUCUCUCCCCUCCCUCCAGGACAUCUACAGCACCCGCCUCACUCCCAAAGCACUAAGCAUUGCAGGAGACCCCACACACCCGUCCCACAACCUGUUCAGCCUGCUGCCAUCAGGGAGGAGACCGAAGAGUCUGAGGACCAGGACCAGCCGACUGAGCAACAGCUUCAUCCACCAGGCUGUCAGGAAGCUGAACUCUCUCCCCUCUCUGCCCUCUCUACCACCCCCUUCCCCCACAUACACAAACUCUGGUCAAUAACCUCUGACCUGCACUGUAAUAGUACAUUCAACCAUCAAGCAUAUUUGCACUUCUUGGACUGUUACUUAUUUGCACUGUUCUGAGUAUUCUGCACUAAAAUCCGUCACUUUAUCUCAUAGUCAUGUUUACAUUUCACUCAGUUCUGCUUUUCUUAGUUCUUAGUUGUUGCUCGGCUCUAAUUUUGCUUCCUUUGUUCUUUUUUGUCCUUUAAUAUCUUAUUUUCUAAGUGUUUAUUUAAUGUCUACUGUUGCACGAAGAGAGAGUAACGAAAUUUUGAUUAUUGGUAUGUCAUGUACAUAUUGAAGAAUUGACAAUAAAACUGAUUUUGACUUUGA